Messenger RNA from Mugil cephalus (flathead mullet), 2334 nucleotides. It is a transcript of the gene mppe1, whose product is annotated as metallophosphoesterase 1. Lineage: Eukaryota; Metazoa; Chordata; Actinopteri; Mugiliformes; Mugilidae. Gene Ontology annotation, biological process: endoplasmic reticulum to Golgi vesicle-mediated transport; GPI anchor biosynthetic process. The record is from RefSeq and is a predicted model, not a curated record. The coding region runs from base 442 to 1650 and encodes 402 amino acids. Gene Ontology annotation, molecular function: phosphoric diester hydrolase activity. The transcript has 9 exons. Gene Ontology annotation, cellular component: endoplasmic reticulum-Golgi intermediate compartment.
CUUCUUCUCAUCUGGCCAAGUUUGACACCUCUGCCCUUAAGUCGUAUCUUAUUUUGAAAGGGCUUCCCCCCAACACGGGAAGUGUUGUUUCCAGCUUGACGCACAAAAUCAAACCAGAGCUUUGGCUUCUAAACGUCGACUGGUUUCUUCUUCUCCUCCUGCUGCUGCUGCUGUUGUUGCUGUUCGUGUCUCUGCGUCUCCUUUGGACACUUUUUCCUUUUUUUUUUGUCUCAUAUUCUGAUCCCACCGGACUCCACGGGCCGAUUUUGUGGAUUCGUUCGUUCGUCUUCGGCUCCCAGAGGAACUUGCCAUGAGCAUCGUGCGUCUGGAGACCUAGACCUCCGGGUGUGGAAGUGAGGGGGGGAAGAUGCCUCAUGGACCGCUCCGUCGCCGCCGCCAGUGCGCCAGUUCAGGGCAUCCCGAGCGCAGAAUAACAGAGAAAUGCCGCGGUUCAGCGCCAGAUGGAUGGUGGCGGUGCUGCUGAUCGCCAUGGUCGGCGGCGCCUUCUUCUUCUGCGAGUAUCUCAUCUACUUCCCGACGAUCCUCAAGUGCGCCUGGCCGCAGAUCAGCCACGGCCGGGCCGGAGAGGACGUCGCCGACGCCCGGCCAGGGGAGUCCGCGGUCCGGGCUAUGGUGCUCUCCGACACGCACCUCCUGGGAGCCGUGGGGGGACACUGGUUCGACAAGCUCAGGAGGGAAUGGCAGAUGGAGAGGGCUUUCCAGACCGCGCUCUGGCUCCUCAGGCCCGAAAUAGUGUUUAUUCUCGGGGACAUCUUCGACGAAGGCAAGUGGAGCUCACAGAAGCACUGGGAGGACGACGUGCGCCGCUUCCACAGGAUGUUCAGACACUCCACCGACACAGAACUGGUCGUACUGGUUGGAAAUCACGACAUCGGUUUCCAUUACGAGAUGGACUGGUUCAAGCUGCAGCGCUUCGAGAAGGUCUUCAACGCCUCCUCCACCAGGGUCGUCACCAAGAAGGGAGUCAACUUCCUGCUGGUGAACAGCGUGGCCCUGCACGGUGACGGGUGUCCCAUCUGCCAGUCGGUGGAGAAGGAGCUGAUCAAGCUCUCCAGAGACCUCAACUGUUCGCUUCAGAGCUCUCAGCCCAGCGCUGGCGGCGGCGGCGGCAGCAGUGGGCCGAUGGACGGCUGUGAGGGCUCGCAGCUCUAUCCUCCGACGCCCCCCAUCAUGCUGCAGCACUACCCUCUGUACAGAGUGAGCGAUGCCAGCUGCACAGGGCAGGACGCCGCGCCGCCUGAAGAGCGACACCUGCUGUUCAGAGAGAAGUACGACGUCCUGUCUAAGGAGGCCUCGCAGAGGCUGCUGCAGUGGUUUAAGCCCCGCCUCAUCCUGAGCGGACACACCCACAGCGGAUGUGAGGUUCUCCAUGACAACAAGUACCCGGAGAUCAGCGUGCCGUCCUUCAGCUGGAGGAACAGGAACAACCCGAGCUUCAUCCUGGCGUCGGUGUCGCCCAGCAGCUACGCUCUGUCCAAGUGUUUCCUUCCCGAGGAGAGCACGGUGAUCGGCGUCUACUGCUCGGCCGGCGCCUGCCUGCUGCUGCUCUUCCUCGCCCACUGCCUGUGGAUGAAAGGCCUGCUGCAGUGCCUCAGCCUCUGUCUGCUGGGGAAGCACAAGUCCCUGUGAAAAACCGCGUUACCCAGAGUGCACCGCGCUCGACGUGGGCUGGUGAAUACUUGACGUGUGGAGGUUGGCAGCCAAAAUAUUCCUCGUCUGAGCCGGCCAAAAAACGUGGUGAUCCAAAUGCUUUUAAGGCACUGUGAAGGACACGAGUAUAUAUUUUAAAUGACUUGAUGUUUAACACUGAUGGUGAUGAUGGUGGUGGUGGGUUUUUAGCCUGUGAUGAGGGUCAAAUCAAUGUUUUAACUUCCUUUUAAUAGGUGGAAAAUAAGAUGCAUCAGGAAGUUUUCAAUCACAUAAUUUUACAACUGUGGGAAUUAUUAUAAAAUACACUCGCGCACACACAAACACAAACACGCAGACAUGUGGCAUUAAGAUGGACUAAAGAUGUAAAUACAAAUUGACCCUGGCCUGUUUUAAGGUGGUAAAGUGAAAGAGGUACGUUUUUAUGUCUCUGAUGUUACCUGUGACCUGUUGUAAACUCUACACCGAUCAUCUCAUCCACUCCUGUCGUUGGCGUCUUCGCUGUUUUUAACGAUGCAUAUCAGAAAAGAAAAAAAAUCUAUUUAUUGAUGACUUUCCGUGCCAAAUGUUUUUUGUGAGGGUUUUUUCCUUUUCUUCUUUUUUUUUUUUUUGCCAAAUUGUCGAACAAGUUUCUGACAAUCUGUACAUAAUAAAUCUGAAUCUUAA